AUGGCAUGGAUGUUGGACGGCAACAGUUCGGUGUGUAUGGGCUGUGGGCAGCCGAUUUACGACGAUCAUCUUGUGCAAGCUCUGAACGGCGACUGGCAUUCAGCUUGCUUCAGGUGUUCAGAGUGCCAUUGUAAGUUGUUUGAUUGGUACUUUGAGAAAGAAGGGGUGUUAUUUUGUCAGACAGAUUACUGGUCAAAGUACGGCUCGGCUUGUCAUGGAUGUGUUCAGUUAAUAACAGGACCUGUAAUGGUAGCAGGUGAUCAUCGUUAUCAUCCAGAGUGUUUUGUUUGUGUUAACUGCAAUAUUUACAUUGGGGAUGGAGAAAGCUAUGCUUUAGUGGAAAGAUCCAAACUAUACUGUGGUAGAUGCUAUCAACAAGUUGUUGUACCCCUAGUCCUGAGUAUACCGAAUUCGAAGACUCCACAUACUGUUCAGCUGCUAACCAUACCGCCCACUCCAGAGGGACGCAGUUGUUUGACGCUUUCAUUCGAGAGACACGUCAGUAAUUUUAUCAGUACCGAAAAUGAUGAUAUACAAAGGAAAGAAAGUUUAUGUGUUACAAACGUUACACAAGCGCCUGGCGGUAUCUCACUCUCUGUGGGCGACAGAAUACUUGAAGUCAAUGGAACACCCAUCAAAGGUCAAAGUUCAACAGAGAUUGACCAAAUUUUAAAACAGAAUUCUAAAUUUCUUAACUUGACUGUGGAACGUGAUCCAUUCUCAUCACCAUGGAAACUAAAAAUGAUGAAAAUUCCUCACCAUUGGUUGCCAGGGGCACAGAUGAGACAGACUUUGCAUCCCCAUGCCAACAGAGACUGGAAUUUGAUCGCAAUCAACGCAUUGUUUGAGCCGAAUUUUGGGCUACUGUGCAUGUUACUGCACAUGUCUACAAGGCCAUUUACUGUGAUUACGUCGCCAACAAGUGACCUGUCAAGAACUCACUCAUUGAAAUCAGAGUCAAAAAACCACAGAAUAUUCAGAUCAUCAGAUCUUGUCAAAGGAGAAGUACUUGGAAGAGGAUUCUUUGGUCAGGCAAUAAAGGUUACACACAAACGAACUGGUGAAGUGAUGGUUAUGAAAGAGCUUGUCAAAUUUGAUGAAGAGGCUGAAAAGAAUUUUCUUAAAGAGGUGAAGGUAUUGAAAUUAUUGGACCAUCCAAAUGUUCUCAGGUUUAUUGGUGUGCUCUAUAAAGACAGGAGGCUCAAUCUUGUCACAGAACACAUUGCAGGCGGUACACUCAGAGAUAUAAUUAAAGAUGUUAAUAAUGCAUUGCCAUGGUUACAAAGAGUAAUGUUUGCACGUGAUAUUGCUACAGGCUUGGCAUAUCUUCAUUCUAUGGAUAUUAUUCAUCGUGAUCUGAAUUCCCAGAACUGUCUUGUCAGGGAGGACAAGUCUGUGGUAGUGGCGGAUUUUGGUCUUGCUAGAGUGAUGAUAGAGGACAAGAGAUCACCCAGUGAAAAGAAAGCUAACAACCGCAAAGAAAGAAAGAAACGAUACACAGUAGUUGGUAAUCCCUAUUGGAUGGCACCAGAAAUGAUGAAAGGUAAACAGUAUGAUGAGAGCGUAGAUAUAUUCUCAUUUGGUAUUGUCAUAUGUGAAAUAAUUGGACGUGUAAACGCCGAUCCAGACUACUUGCCAAGAACCCCAGAGUUUGGUCUCAAUGUGGAAGUAUUCAAGAGAAAAUUUUGCCAGGAUUGUCCUGAGCCUUUUAUUCGAAUUGCUGAACUUUGUUGUGAAUUGGACGCUGAUCUCAGACCCACUUCAGAAACAUUGUCUAAAUGGUUAGACAGUCUGGCAUUCAAUAUGGAAAAUGGCAGUGAACUCACAUCGCUAUUGGAGAAGUUAAUACCAAAUGCACAAGUAUCACAACCUCCAUCCAGCCUGACAACAAUAAAUGAAUCCAGUACUGCUGGUUUAGUGGAUUUUUCAUUCACAAUAAAUGUAGCCUGCGUACCCACUCCCAGUUAG
This is a messenger RNA of Saccoglossus kowalevskii, 1968 nucleotides long. RefSeq names its product LIM domain kinase 1-like. Gene Ontology annotation, cellular component: nucleus; cytoplasm. Gene Ontology annotation, biological process: protein phosphorylation; actin cytoskeleton organization. NCBI's taxonomy places the organism in Eukaryota, Metazoa, Hemichordata, Enteropneusta, Harrimaniidae. The record is from RefSeq and is a predicted model, not a curated record. Gene Ontology annotation, molecular function: protein serine/threonine kinase activity; protein binding; ATP binding.